Messenger RNA from Clunio marinus, 357 nucleotides. Lineage: Eukaryota; Metazoa; Arthropoda; Insecta; Diptera; Chironomidae. The record is from the annotation of a GenBank genome assembly.
AUGCUGAUGCUGAUCAAUCUUUUAUCCACUCAUCUUGAUUUCUUGAAUAGAUGUUAUGAUUACGAACUUCUGUUGAAAAGUAAAUCUCAUUCAGGAAAGUAUGUUGAGGUGUUCCAAAUUCUUCCACAAGAACUAGAGCUUAACGUUUUCGUCUGGGAUUGCUUAAUGCUUUUAGAAAUUGCUUUAUUUAUAGGAAAACCAGAACAAUUGGAAGCAAAUCGUAAUUUUUGUCUAAAAAAAGUCUUCUUGUUUCCUGUCUUUUUAUGUGAAAAAUCUUUUGGCAAAAUUUCCAACUGUAUUAAUGGUAAAAUGUGCUUUCAGUGUAAUUGCAACUGGUUGGCCAGAUUAGAUGCUUAA